Messenger RNA from Lactuca virosa, 855 nucleotides. NCBI's taxonomy places the organism in Eukaryota, Viridiplantae, Streptophyta, Magnoliopsida, Asterales, Asteraceae. The record is from the annotation of a GenBank genome assembly.
AUGGCUCUCUCGCCUGUGCUCUCGUGCUUCCUCCUUUGGUCGUUGGUUUCCACAGCUACCGCAUUUGACAUCACAAAGAUCCUUAAUCAAUACACAGACUACACGGUCUUCAAUCAGGAGCUGUCUAGGACUGGAGUGGCGGAAGAGAUCAACAUGCGCACAUCAGUAACGGUCUUGGUCAUCUCCAAUGGCGCAAUGUCUGCUGUCACCAGCCAAAAAGAAGGCUCCAUUGCAGAUAUCAUGAGGAUUCAUGUCGUCCUUGAUUACUAUGAUUCUGCCAAGAUCAAGACGCUCAAGAAUGAAACCACAUUAACCACGUUGUACCAAACAACUGGAUCGGCUGAUAAAGAACAAGGGUUUAUUACAGUAAACAAGGAAAAUAAUGAGAUCAAACUGGGUUCAGCUGUUUCUGGAUCUCAAAUGUCCGCUAGGGUAAACAAGGUUGUGACUUCUGUCCCUUACGAUAUUUCAGUUAUAGAGAUUUCUUCACCGAUCAUCCCCAAUGGAAUAGACGCUUCGGACCCACCCUCCCAAUCAUCACCGUCACCCAGCCCCGAUCAGUCUUAUUCAACACCGCUUCAUCCUCCAUCCAGCAGCCCCUCAGACAGCCCUGCAGAUUCAUCUUCAGAUCACAGUUCCUCAGCCAACACAACUGCACCAGCAUCGGCUCCUUCAAACGAAAGCAAACAAAAGCCUAUAUAUGGACAAGCACCUGCAGUUCCUUCUCCUUCUGACGCAGAUGUUGAUGCAGAUGACGAUGAUGCAGAUGCGCCAUCUGACAAAGCUUCUAGCUCUUCACGAAAGGCUAUCGUUUCUGGUAUCAUGCUCUUGGCUUCGUUCGUUGCCAGUUUGUAA